This is a messenger RNA of Hyposmocoma kahamanoa, 1492 nucleotides long. RefSeq names its product protein CBFA2T3 (gene nvy). The record is from RefSeq and is a predicted model, not a curated record. Gene Ontology annotation, cellular component: nucleus. The transcript has 10 exons. Bases 112 to 1389 code for a protein of 425 amino acids. Gene Ontology annotation, molecular function: transcription corepressor activity. Gene Ontology annotation, biological process: negative regulation of DNA-templated transcription; DNA-templated transcription. NCBI's taxonomy places the organism in Eukaryota, Metazoa, Arthropoda, Insecta, Lepidoptera, Cosmopterigidae.
UGUGGCACAAAAUACUAUUUUUGUUUAAGUGAAGUAAAGUGAUUUACACCUUUGUGUACUUGUAAUUUAAAAUCUGGAAGCUGGUGGCCGUCAGCUGGCGAAGCCGUUGAGAUGGAGGCCAAAGUGAAAGAAGAAGUGCCAGACAAAGACUACAAUCAACCAACCACCACUGAGAGGAGGAAAUCCAUCACAACCGGCAAGGAGCGUCGGUCUCCUGAGCAAGAGGAGAGCCGGUCGUCUCCCACUCCGGGGCCGCCCAGUCCGCAAAACGGAGUCAAUGCAGCCGCUCUGUCAUCCACGGAGUCCCUCUCCCCACCUCUACCUGAGGGCUCACGCUCAGCACCGGCACUCCAGCGAUUGAGGAAGUUCCUCUCAGCACUCCAGCACUUCGCGUCGGAUGUAGGUGCUGACACGGGAGAGAGAGUGCGACAGCUUAUUUACAAUCUAGUUGCGGGUACGAUAAAUACAGAAGAAUUUCAAACGGGGGUGCAGGAAAGCACGAACUACCCUUUACGUGCAUCGGUGCCCGGCUUCCUUCGCGCGUUGCUGCCGCUUGCGCAGCGGGACCUUCAUGCGCGCGCAAGACGAGCCAAGCAGACCCCUCUUCAGUACAUCCGAUUGCACGAGCAUCUCAUACUGGAAGCGACGAGUGACAGCGGGGAUAUCUUCGCACCGCAGCCGCCCGGUGAGCCACAAAAGCGCAGAGCAAGUGAUCCUUCCAGCUUUUAUGACGUCACACAGACCAAUGGAACCCAUGAAGACUACACCCCACAACCAAAACGAGCUCCCCCGUCCAGUCUAUUUAUGCACGCGUCACCCUUCAUCUGCCCGUUGCCCAGCAACGCCAGCCUAUUUGACUAUGGACAGUAUCAUGGUUACCAUGCACCCGGAGAAAAUAGCUUUGAGAGACGAGAUGGCGGCAUAUCCGUCCGCGAUGUGAACUCAAUGAACGCGUCUUUCUCGGAGUCGCGCGCGCUGGGCGGCGCCGGGGCAGGUCCGCUGCCUAUGCGCAGCGACGACGAGUGGAAGAACAUACAUACAAUGCUUAACUGCAUACUUAGUAUGGUCGAGAAGACUAAACGGGCUUUGGCUAUCUUGCAACAGAGAGGAACAGUAUGCAGCGGCCGCGACCAGAAACCAACAGCUCUACUCCGUACGUCUCCACCGGCAACCACGACAACUCUAGCGAAAACUCUCACCAGAUCAACUACUCCCAUCACGAACAGCCAGACAACAACUACCGACAACCGUCUCUCAUUAUCAACGUUGAAUACCGCUGAGCGGUUGCUGAACAACCAGGAACGAAUAACCAACAGCACGGAAAGGAUCGCGCUGGCAACUUUGUCUAGCGCCCAGGGUUUGAUAGGUGGUAUAGGUGGGAAAAAAUGACGUAUCAACAGGGAUUUUGUGGGUAACGCACGGUAUCCUAGAAAGGUUAGACGAUAAACUAAACUCGACACCAAGAAAUACAAAGAUGAACAAGAAUAAACAA